AUGGCCGUCAUUGGCCGAGAGGUCGCGCCCCGCCCAGCUCCCCCCCCCCCCCGGCCUGCUGCGGCGCCGGCUCCUGCUAGAAAAUCUGACGGUCCAGAGGAGUGGCUCCCGGUCUCUUGUGCACUUGUGAGCCUCGCCCGGCCGCGUGGGGUAGGAGGGGGAAUGAGGAUCCCGGAAAGACGGCCUCGGGCGGGGCGCCCGCUGACGUUCAGGGACGUGGCCGUGGACUUCUCCCGGGAAGAGUGGAGGCGCCUGAGCCCGGCCCAGAGGGCCCUCUACCGAGACGUGAUGCUGGAGAACUAUGGGAACCUGGGUGGCUGUGGGGCUUCCAGUGUCCAAACCCGCCAUGAUCUUCCUGUUGGAGAGAGGAGAAGCGCCAUGGAUGCCCGAGUGAUUGGUCUUCCCUCCCUUUUUCUCCUCGGUUGUCUUGGGUCAGCGGGAGAUAAAUGGUCAAAAUCUUCCAAAGAACAAACCGUUCCUCAGAAUCUCUCGAUCUGGAGCUUUGCCUCUAAGAAUGUCCGAAAGGGAUAUUACCUGAGUCCGGACGCUAGAUGCAAAACCAAGGAUUCACUUUUAACUGAGGGUGUUUGCUCAGGAACAUUGGCCCAAGAGAGAUUGCCAGUGGAUAGUAACUGGUAUCCCAGGAUGGGAGAAACUGAGGAAUGGGAAGGUAGGUUAGGGAGACAGGCAGGCCACCAGGAGAGACAGUUCCAACAAGUGGCAAUCACUCUGAAAAAAGCCUUUAAUAUGGGGAGUGUACCUGAAUGUAGCACAUUUGUUAGGCGUUUGAACCUGGGGCCAGUCUUUUUUCCACAAUGGCGAGGUGACAUGGGAGAAAGAUUCCAUAAGUAUGAUGCAUCUGGAAAGAAAGCCUUUGGCAAAAAAUCUAAUCUUAAUGUACAACAUAAAAUUCAUACUGGAGAAAAUCCAUUUGAAUAUGAUGUGUGUUGGAAAACCCUCAGGAACAGGGAAGCACUUAGUAAACAUCAGAGAACUCACAUGGGACUGAAAUCUACACAAUCUGACAAAAGCUUCAGUGAUGAUGGAAUAUGUAUUGGGCAUCAGAAAUCUCACUCUCAAAGGAAACCCUUUGAAUGUGGUGAAUGUGGGAAAUCUUUAACUACCAGAAAAACCCUCACUAAUCAUCAGAGAAUCCACACUGGAGUGAAACCUUUUGAAUGUAAAGAAUGUGGCAAAGCCUUUCUUCAGAAGGGAUACCUUAAUAGACAUCAAAGAACUCAUACUGGAGUGAAACCUUUUGAAUGUAAUGAAUGUGGCAAAGCUUUCUCUAUAAGGACAUCCCUUAUCACCCAUCAGAGAAUUCAUACUGGAGUGAAACCUUUUGAAUGUAAUGAAUGUGGCAAAGCCUUCACUGAGAGGAGCCACCAUAUUAGCCAUCAGAGAAUCCGUACUGGAGUAAAACCCUUUGAAUGUAAUGAAUGUCAAAAAGCCUUCACUUGGAGGAGAAAUCUUAUUAGCCAUCAGAGAAUCUACACUGGAGUGAAACCCUUUGAAUGUAAUGAAUGUGGAAAAGCCUUGCUUCGAAAGGCACACCUUAAUAGCCAUCAGAGAUCUCAUAUAGGAGUGAAACCCUUUGAAUGUAAAGAAUGUGGGAAAGCUUUCUGUGAGAAGACAUACCUUAUUAUCCAUGAGAGAACUCACACUGGAAUGAAACCCUUUGUGAUAAAUGUGGGAAAGCCUUCAUUUGAAAGGAAUAUCUCAUUACUCACCAAAGAAUCCACACUGGAGUGAAACCUUUUACAUGUAAUGAAUGUGGCAAAGCCUUCAGAGAGAGGGGCAACCUUAAUAGCCAUAAAAGAACUCACAUAAAAGUAAACCAUUUUAAGCCUUCAGUGAAAGGGACAACCUUAAUAACCGUCAGAGAACUCACACUGGAUUAAACUAUUUGAAUGUAGAAAAACCUGCACUAGGAGGAGAAGCCUCAUCAGAGAAUUCAUACUGGAAGGAAACCCUUUCGAUGUUGUGAAUGUGGGAAAGCCUUUGGUCGGUGUGAAACUUUAAUCAUCAGUGAAUUCACAUUGGAAUAAAAACUUUAAUAUGUAAUAAAUAUGGGAAAACUUUUAAUGAUGGGAGUGGAGCAUCAAAAGACUCAUCCUAGAGUGAAUGAAGUGAUAGCAUGAAAAGCAUGAAAAACUUAAAUAAUGGAGAGAAAAAAAAAUUAAAUAUAAAUACAUAAUUAUUUAAAUAUAACAAGUAAAUAAUUUGAUCUUUCA
Phascolarctos cinereus (koala) is the source of this 2234-nucleotide messenger RNA. RefSeq lists its product as uncharacterized. The record is from RefSeq and is a predicted model, not a curated record. NCBI's taxonomy places the organism in Eukaryota, Metazoa, Chordata, Mammalia, Diprotodontia, Phascolarctidae. Gene Ontology annotation, biological process: regulation of DNA-templated transcription.